Pisolithus orientalis is the source of this 882-nucleotide messenger RNA. RefSeq lists its product as uncharacterized. Lineage: Eukaryota; Fungi; Basidiomycota; Agaricomycetes; Boletales; Pisolithaceae. The record is from RefSeq and is a predicted model, not a curated record. The transcript has 8 exons. Bases 1 to 882 code for a protein of 293 amino acids.
AUGACAACGAAGCACGCAAUCAAGUACUUCUCGGCUAUGUUCGGGAUUGAGCACUUUGAAAAUUAUAUGUUCUACCCCGAAACCCAGGUUGGGAAAAUAACGUUUUUCAAGAAGCUUUCCACUGGUUUAGAACUGAAUUCGGAAACCCCUGAAGUCGUACCAGAUUCCUCUAUCAGCGGCUUAGUGAAAACACUGUGCAGAAGGAUGAACAAUCUGCCUGAAGAGAUGGCCGCUAUCUACACUCAAACCUAUCAUGUACUUCGUCCAUUAAAGGGCGAUUUGGGCAGAAGCUGCACGGAAUAUGAAAUGUCCAAACCGAUUGUCGAAUUUACUAGUAAUCUUCGCCCACAAACCACGGCGUCAAGACACGAUAAUAUUCGUAACAUGGUGGAAGAGAUCAAGGCUCUCCAGACGACACUCGAUGCUACUGAGAUUAUUGAUGAACAGCUUGCUCUUGAAGAAGAUAUCACCGGAAGGAUCCCGUGGACUUGCCAUUAUGGACUCUGUUCUGAGGUAGGACAUAUACCAGCCAAGGUGCUGCACAGUAUUCUAGAAAACGACAAGCUGUGUAACCUGUUGGAUCGAGUCAAGAUGAGUGAUUGGACGUAUGCACGAACCAAAGCUAUUGAAUCACGGCACCAGUUCUUGGAGGAAAUCUCCCGAGUCUUCAACGACGCACUAGCUGAGUUGCCGACCGAUGAUCAGGCUCACUUCCGACGAAUCAUGGCAGAUGCAGAAGCAGGCACUCAAAACAUAAGCUGCUUAUCGAGGAGCGAAAACGUGAACAGAGAGUACCAGGCGCUCGGCACGAAGAACAAACCAGAAUUUGAUCGAGACUUGUAUCAUCUACAUGGCUCUCUCGAGCAAACUCCAUUUUACUGA